AUGAUGACUAUUGUUGACACCACCGGGGUGCAUUUCCUCCCGGUGACGUGGUGCGGCUGUCCCGACGCCGGUGACCACACAUCGCAGCUUCUCGAUGCCGGGUUGUAUCCGGCGAGCCAGCGCAAGGCUCGUACGUGCUUCACCUUUGGGGCACUUGACGGUUUCCUGCUGGACAAUCUGGAGUGUAAGACUACCGCCAUGAAUUACUACGCACGGAUUCGACGGGCCACCAAUCCGGCUUUUCCCCAUGAAGUACCGGAUCGAUACCUUGAGCUGCUUAGAGUGAGCCGCGAAUGGGCGUUGCUCCAGGCGAAGAAACAGUUUGGAUACGGGCCACAGUGGCGAGAGGCCCCGGGCAACGGAGACCUUGCUCACUUUUGCCCGGCAUGUCCGCAGCCCGGAGUGAACAUACCCGAGGACUGGGAGGUGGAUGAUAGGAAGUACCUAUAUGCCCGAGGAUAUGUCAUGGAUGGGAACUUCCACGCCGAGCAAAUGAAAAUGCGCAAGCCCGAGAACGACGUACCGUUGAUGCCGGGGAAAAUGUUCAUGGUUCAUCCCGGCCCAUACGAGGAGCACCUGAGAGUAGCGAAGGACGUGAAGAUGGUGAGGGUCUGCAACGACCACAAGGCGGUCUCCCAGGCCAACGCCGACCGGCAUAAGCUCGCUGUCACCGGGAUCGGCGCAACAUCUUGUUUGAGGCACGGGUGCUUCCUUCCGCACUCGGUAGUGAACUAUCAGAAGGGCGAACGUCAGACAUCAGGAAAAACCUAA
Messenger RNA from Fomitopsis serialis, 771 nucleotides. RefSeq lists its product as uncharacterized. The record is from RefSeq and is a predicted model, not a curated record. NCBI's taxonomy places the organism in Eukaryota, Fungi, Basidiomycota, Agaricomycetes, Polyporales, Fomitopsidaceae. The transcript has 4 exons. The coding region runs from base 1 to 771 and encodes 256 amino acids.